UUAUUAUGCGGCCCCCGUACUGGAAGACCAAGUUCUACGACGACCCUGCAGACAGACAGUUUGCAUUGCGCAUGAUUGGGUGGAUCAAUUGGACGACAACUCGAUGCGAAGAAUACUCUGGCUGGGCUUGCGGAGGACGUGGAAUUGAAGCAUCAAGCCUCGCCAUAAGUGAAACUGCUGAAACAGCCGCGCAAGACUACGCCAUGGAAUACGCUGUUGAACUAAUAGAGCGUGCGAGAGCCAUGAACACUAAAGAACCGGACGAGGAUGUCAAAACGGAGACCUCCGACUAUGAUUUCAACAACAUGGCAAGUGUGUUCCAGGCUUGCAGAAAAGGUGAGAAGAAGAAAGAUGACUUCGCCAAAAAGUUCACGGCCGCUUUUGAUCCCGCCUGGAAUCUGAAACCUACAUUCCGACCCGAUGCGGAAGCAGACUCUGCUAUUUCCACUCUACAUGAUUACCACGAGAAGCUGAAUUUCUUUCCGCUGGGCGAUAUCAACGUUGCUAAGGCAGAUGACGAAGAAGCCAAGAAUACCCCCACUUUUACCAUAUUUCCUGCACGCUUCGUCGGACGGGCAGUCGAUACCGGUUACGGACCGCAUGACAGCGUUAUACAAGCGGGUUUCAAAGCAAUCUCGACUAUUCUGCCAAAGUCAUGCUGUGGAGAUGAUGGCGCAAAGAUAACUACGUUCGAAACCACAACGAUGAAGGCCUUGCAAGUGACUGACGAAAAGAUUAUUGAUGUUGGAGGAACAGAAACAUCUAAACUUGGGAAGGGAUUACCAGAUAUAUGUACUGAGGUUUACAAGCAAGACCAAUGUCGGUUCUUGAGCGUCAAUUCAAGGUCAGCGUUUGGAGUCCCGUUGAGAGGAGCUGCGGCCGCUACCAUAAUGAAUUGGGCAAUGAUGAAAUUCGUAAUCUUGUUUGCGCCAUUUCUGCCUUCUGACGACCCUUCAUUGCUUCCGUUUUACCAACUAGUGGCCCUCUUCCACCGGAGGGCCGAGAUGCCGCACAAGGAUAUUCUCUGCAUGCACAUCCUUGAGCGGUACUACAGUGAUACGCUUCAGUGGUUAAUCAACAAGGAUGACUACCUAAACAACGUGAAGGCACACAUGCAGCAGGCAGUGUCCAAGCUUGACAGCCAAGUAUCAGCCCUUGGAGCAAAGGGCCAGGAAGACUUCUUCACUAUGCAACUUGCAUAUCCGAAAAGUCCAUUCCCACCAGAAAUGAUCAAAAGAGUCCCGCUCAAGCCGUUUUUUGCUGACUACUCUCGCAUGAUAUAUUUUGCUCCAGAGACACCCGAAAAAAGCAUAAAGGGCGUGACGACUAAAAUGGACCCGUACUCUAUCAUUUUUGCACGUGGAGAAGCGGUGGCAACAGCCAAAUAUAAAGGAAUACAGAAGAAGGCGCAGUGCUGGGUUGGACCCGUUUUCAGUGGAGAACCAUUCCAGGACCCCUUGCAUGACCUUAUGUUUCUUCCCGUUUCCUUGGCAAUGCCGCCGUACUACCACAACGACACUGACAGUCUAAAACAUUCUGUGCCUGGAUAUUUGUCGAAGAUCUUCAAGGUGAUGACGGAACGCUUUGUCAAGCUUUUCGUCUCUUCGUACAAGCCCUCCAAACGACCAUAUGCAAGAGAGCCUGAGAGCAAGCCGGAGUUAAAGGCAGCAAAGUACAUUGACCAACCUGCAGAAUAUAUGCUCAAGCAAGUCAAAUGCUUCAGUAAGGCGUACGGAACAGACCGAAUGUGGGACCUCUUCUAUGAGAAAUCUGGCGUGCAGUUGGCUUACCAAGUGUGGAGGCUGCUAUACAACCAUGUCACCGUCAACAAAGACAUGCAGCUCAGGCUCGCCUACAUCAAGUUUUUCAGCGAGGAGAUGAUAUUCUUUGUCACCGCUGCCAACGGCCACUGUUACGCCGCUAACCCCCGGUUGGCCAGCAAAAAAGAACUAGAGCUCGCUCCAAAACGGGUCAAUUCACUGUUGCAAAGCAAACUGCUGGGCCAAAGCAUGCUGUGUGCUCCAGAGCGAGAACUCUACAAGCCGGUGUGCGGGGGUCUCUUCGCAGAACUACAGCGCGUCGAUGAAGCGUUGUGGACCGUGGAAAGUUGGCGCCAGGCAAAGAAAGUCCUCAGUGAUUAAAAAAAAUUUUGGAA
Molecule: messenger RNA, 2155 nt
Organism: Rhipicephalus microplus (southern cattle tick)
Lineage: Eukaryota; Metazoa; Arthropoda; Arachnida; Ixodida; Ixodidae
Source: RefSeq, a predicted model, not a curated record